Messenger RNA from Saccoglossus kowalevskii, 1776 nucleotides. RefSeq names its product secretin receptor-like. Gene Ontology annotation, molecular function: G protein-coupled peptide receptor activity; peptide hormone binding. The record is from RefSeq and is a predicted model, not a curated record. NCBI's taxonomy places the organism in Eukaryota, Metazoa, Hemichordata, Enteropneusta, Harrimaniidae. Gene Ontology annotation, cellular component: plasma membrane. Gene Ontology annotation, biological process: cell surface receptor signaling pathway; adenylate cyclase-modulating G protein-coupled receptor signaling pathway.
AUGGCGGAGGCAGAAGGAGACACAGUAGAUGAUCCAGUGACGUCAUACCUGAAAGCUUACCAUUCAUGUAUAUUUUCCAUGUGGUUAAAGCCUUAUCCGGAGGUAGAUGCAGAUCUAGUUUGUAAUAGGACCUGGGAUGGACUAUCUUGCUGGCCAGAUGUAGCGGCUGGGACGGUCGCCAAAAUGCCUUGUCCUGUGUAUCUCUUCGGCGAAAAUGACGCUCACGUCUACAAAUUCUGUGACGUCACUGGUCAUUGGCAUGUGGGUGCGGAGCAAAACCGUACAUCAAGUAAUUACAGUGAAUGUCAUGCUUUGCCUAAAAAAGAUGACAACGGGGAAAGUAUGCAAGAAUAUCUUACCACAAUAAGGAUUAUUUAUAAAAUAGGUUACGCCAUGUCGUUAGUGGCCCUGACCAUAGCCAUGGGGAUAUUUUUAUAUUUCAAGAAACUGUGGUGCCCGCGUAAUAUAAUUCACAUGAAUCUGUUCCUGUCCUUCAUUCUGCGCGCCAUCAUCGUAUUUGUGAGAGACAGCAUACAAGAUCAGUCGCUCGCUUUGGUGGCUAAACAUGAGGAGUUGAUGAAAAAUAUCGAUAUCGAUCAUAUUUUUAGCGGCAACUUCACCAUUCCCAGUUUCUCUGUCAAUACCGUUACCACAGGCUGUAAACUGGUUCAUACGUUAACACAGUACUUAGUAGCGUGUAAUUACUACUGGUUGCUGGUAGAGGGCGUAUAUCUUCACACUCUGAUUACAGUUGCGGUAUUUUCGGAGAAGGCUGGUGUCAAGUGGUACAUUGCGCUGGGAUGGGGUUUCCCGAUGUUGUUCGUGAUUCCAUGGAUUGUGGUGCAAGCAACUAUAAACGACACAGGGUGCUGGGACGCUGUUUAUCACUCGCCAUAUUUCUGGAUUAUACAGGGGCCCGUUAUGCUUUCCACUGCGGUAACCUUUCUCCUUUUUUUAAAUAUAAUACGGGUCUUAGCUACUAAGCUUAUAGCCACAAAUGCAGCCGAAGCCAAAAAGCUAAGGAAGUUAGCUAAAUCUACCAUGGUGUUAAUUGCCUUAUUUGGACUCUACUACGUCAUCACCCUGGUGAUCCCCCCGCAAGGCAACAAUAAAGUGGAAAAAUUCAGACUUGCCUGGGAUUUGAUUUUACCCCCAUUCCAGGGAUUGGCUGUAGCUAUUUUAUACUGUUUCAUGAACGGUGAGGUUAAAGCGGAGAUCUCCAAAAGAUGGCACGUCAGGCAGCUGACACGUGAUAUUAAUGCCAGUCGAACUUACCGCAACGGACACUCCUCUACAUUUACCAAUUUGACCCGAAAGGACUCUCCAUCGGCCAUGGUCAAGGACUCACCCAGGAAUUCACCGACGGUGUUGAAGAAGAAUGUUGGACCGGAGUACAUGCAAAUGAUGGUUGGCAAUGGCAGUGUCGAUAAAGGGAAUAUAGAGUACGAGGACGAAAUCGAUGUUGGUGUUCCCGCUAUUGACACUAACUCUAACGAGAAUACUCCAAAGUGCGGGCGUGUCGACGGAAUGGACAAUAGCGAAGGGAACAAACCCAAAAUAGAUGAUGUCCCCAAUUCAACGAGGAAGGCACAGUCGCCCGCAAGAACGGGUCGAAGUAAUGAUUACGAUAACGCACUGAAAACAAACCCGAAUAAAUCACCUAAGCUGAAAAAAGAAUAUAACAGAGAUAUGACGUCAGAGCCAGAAUGCCUCAUCCCACUGACGAGAGGAAACUUGUCCGAUCCCAACAAGCUUUCCAUGGAAAGUGUUGUGUAA